This is a messenger RNA of Sycon ciliatum, 2753 nucleotides long. RefSeq names its product hypoxia up-regulated protein 1-like. Gene Ontology annotation, molecular function: ATP-dependent protein folding chaperone; ATP binding. Lineage: Eukaryota; Metazoa; Porifera; Calcarea; Leucosolenida; Sycettidae. Gene Ontology annotation, biological process: endoplasmic reticulum unfolded protein response. The coding region runs from base 198 to 2237 and encodes 679 amino acids. Gene Ontology annotation, cellular component: endoplasmic reticulum chaperone complex. The transcript has a single exon. The record is from RefSeq and is a predicted model, not a curated record.
GUUGCCGAUGUUUCAGCUCAUUCGUUUCUUGGAGAAAUGUUUGUUGGGAUUGGUAUGAAUGAGAACUAUCUGCUCUCUUUGAUUUACGUCUUCUGCCGUGUUCUCACAUAGGCAGUUUCUCCUUCCCGCUGCUGUGGUGGAAAACAUCGUCCUCGAAGAAUAAGCUAACACCUGUUGGUCUAGUCGUAACUUUUAGGAUGUCCGUCAAGUUAUUUGCUGCCCUGCUUGCAUGCUCGGUGUCUUUGGCAUCAUAUGCUGACGCUUUGGCAGUUAUGUCUGUAGAUUUCGGGAGCGAGUAUCUUAAAAUUGCAAUUGUGACGCCUGGUGCGCCAAUGGAAAUCGUGCUGAACAAAGAAUCGAGACGGAAAACUGCUAACAUUAUCUCCCUCAGAGAUGGAGAGAGGCAGAUAGGAGAUCCUGCUAUGACGAUCGCUGUUCGUUUCCCCCAGUAUGCUUAUCGGUACGUGCUUCACAUCCUCGGUCAGAAAUUUGAGAGUCCUGCGGUGGAAGUGUACAGAGCCCGCUUUCCCCAUCACAAGCUUUUAAAAGAUGAGGUGCGUGGCACAGCAUGUUUGCAGUACAGUGACAUGGAGACCUAUUGUGUGGAAGAACUCAUUGCAAUGAUGCUCAACAAUUCCCGCGAGACGGCACAGAAGGGUGCUGAGCAGCCCGUGAAGGAUAUCGUCAUUACCGUACCAGCGUUCUUUGGCCAGGCCGAGCGACGUGCAAUGCUGUACUCUGCCAAGCUGGCUGGCCUGAAUGUUCUGCAGUUGAUCAAUUCCAACGUGGGUGUCGCGCUCAACUACGGCCUCUUCCAUCGUGACACGAUCAACGAGACCGAGAGAACGCUGAUGUUCUUUGACAUGGGCGCGGCGAACACAUUCGCCACUAUCGUUUCCUACAAAACGGUGCGAGAACCCAUGCAUGGUAUUAUGGAGAUGAUUCCCUACUUGACAGUAAGAGGUGUCGGCUUUGAUCGCAAUCUCGGUGGCCUGGAAAUGGACAUGCGUCUGCGGGAUCACCUUGCCGACAAGUUUGACGCGCAAAAGAAAGUCGCGGAGAGCGUGCGUUCAUCUCCACGCGCCAUGGCUAAGCUGCUGAAAGAGGCCAAUCGCGUUAAGCAGGUUCUCAGUGCCAACACGGAGCACUCGGCGCAGAUCGAGGGCCUGCUGCCUGAUAUUGACUUCCGCACCAAGGUGACACGCGGUGACUUUGAGCGGUUGUGUGCCGACGUGUUUGAUCGUGUUCAGGCCCCGAUUGAGCAGGCGCUGCGAGCAGCGGAGAUGUCUGCAUCGCAGCUGGAACAGGUGAUCAUUGUCGGCGGGGCGUCGCGCGUUCCCAGAGUGCAAAAGCUGGUCAUGGAUGCAGUGAAGAUGUCUGAGCUUGGCAAGUCGGUGAACAGUGAUGAAGCCGCUGCACUGGGUGCUUCAUUUGCGGCCGGUGCCAUGACCAAGGGCUUCCGCACCAAGAAAUUUGGUGUGCGAGACCUCAACAUCCAUCCCGUAGAUAUAUCCUAUGAUCGUGUGCUAGAAGAUGGCUCAAGCAAGCACGUACAGCGGGUUCUAUGCAGUCGCUACACAGUGAUUCCGCAGAAGAAGAUCAUGACAUUCAACAAGUUCCACGACGAUUUCAGCUUCAGUCUAGAUUAUGGUGACUUAUCCCACUUGGCCAGUAGCCACGUUCUACAGCUUGGAUCGAGAAACUUGACCACUGUGACAGUUACUGGCCUAAAGAAACUUGUCGACACGCAUGGUGUGGACAAUUUUAAAAGCGUGAAGGCACAUUUCAGCCUCGACGUGAGCGGCAUAUUGUUUGUGGAGAGAGUCGAGGCGCUGUUUACCCAGCCGCCGGAGAACGCUACGAAGCAGGCUGCAGACGACAGCGAGCCGGUUGUGAAACAACACGACCUUUCCUAUAAGGUCACUCGUCGAGACAUCUCGCCCAUGCCUAAAUCUAGCACUGCAGCGUCCAGUAAGCGUCUGCGUCGGCUCGCCGCUCUGGACGCGGAGAGAGAACGGAUCGGUAUGGCACGCAACACUCUUGAGACGCAAAUCAUCGACCUGCAGAGUGACAUGCACUGUACGAAGGAAGGCGAUGACUGUAGUCGCCUUUCUCAGAAAGUCUCUGACAUGUCAGAUUGGCUUUAUGGCGAGGGCAGUAAUGCUGAUCUGGACACCCUACAGCAGAAGCUCAAGAAGUUAAAAAGAAUUGCAAAUAAGGCAAAGGCGAACAAAUGAUGUAUGUGUUCACCACCGAUUAGGCCUAGACGUUGUUUCAAUUCACUUUCAAAUUUCACGAAUGCCGUGAAGAGACCAUUGAAUGAGGAUUUCUCCGGAUUUACAAACUUCAUUUAAAAAUCAAUCGCCACUGUUUUAGUGGUCAAUUCUGUCACGGAUAUGAUCAAACUCUAGAUCAUUGUAGAUCAUUUUUGAAUUCUUUUGGUGUUGAUCGCCGCUAUCUCCCACACCUUUCUGAGUAUUGUAAUUAUUGUGUAUGUCGGCAUUGUCACAUGCAGGUCAUGCGGCAGUGAUGUGACUAUUGGAGAACUGUCCACUUGAUGCUUUCCUCAAAUAGCUGAGUAUUUAUUUUGUCUUGCCUGCCACCUCCCCUUCUUUAGGUGGUGUUCCGCGUUGAGUUCUCUCCUUAUUUAAGUGUGUAAUUUAAAUCAAUUUAGCUAGCAUCCUCUCUUCAGUCCUGUUCUCUGAUCAUGAUAAUCGUGAUUGCUCAUCUGCUGGGUGUGUGUCACCAUGUCA